Messenger RNA from Centropristis striata (black sea bass), 3347 nucleotides. RefSeq names its product bromodomain containing 2b (gene brd2b). The transcript is spliced from 12 exons. The coding region runs from base 159 to 2633 and encodes 824 amino acids. The record is from RefSeq and is a predicted model, not a curated record. Lineage: Eukaryota; Metazoa; Chordata; Actinopteri; Perciformes; Serranidae. Gene Ontology annotation, biological process: regulation of DNA-templated transcription; chromatin remodeling. Gene Ontology annotation, cellular component: chromatin; nucleus.
AAAUACGCAGCGCUGCCACGUCGUGGGUUUAUAUAGGGUCAAGCGGAAGCGAUUAGGCGCCAUUUCAUUGCGGAGUUGUUUAGCGGUGUUUCGGUGGAAGUGCAGCGUCAACAGCGGUGGAAAAAAUUGGAUUGUAAUAACACUCCCCCUUCAGCCCGAUGGAAGCGGCCAUCAACCCGCAUCACGACAGCUCUCUGGUGGGGUUGUCUAGUGGCGGGAUGGAGCAACACAGCAGCUCGGGCAAACGCAUUCGCAAGCCCUCCUUGUUGUACGAGGACUUUGAGAGCCCGUCUCUGCCGCACACGAUGCCCCAGGGUCCUCCUGUCCCGCCACAGCCCCCGGUGAAGGAUCCCAGCCGCUCAGGCCGCAUGACCAACCAGCUGCAGUUUCUCCAGAGGACCCUGAUGAAGUCUCUGUGGAGGCAUCAGUUUGCCUGGCCUUUCCAUGAGCCUGUGGACGCCUACAGGCUCAACCUCCCGGAUUACCAUAAAAUUAUCAAACAGCCCAUGGACAUGGGGACCAUAAAAAAGCGUCUGGAGAACAAUUUCUACCGCAGCGCAAGUGAGUGCAUACAGGACUUCAACACAAUGUUCACCAACUGCUACAUCUACAACAAGCCGACAGACGACAUUGUGCUGAUGGCUCAGUCCUUAGAGAAGAUCUUCCUCCAGAAGGUGGCUCAGAUGCCGCAGGACGAGCUCGAGCUGCCUCCUCCGGCUCCUCGGAGCAAGAACAGCAGGGGGAGAGGUCGCAAAUCUAACUCGAGGGCUCAGCAGGUGCCGGCAGUGUCCCAGUCAGCCUACUCCCCUUCCUCCUCAGACACCGGGGACUCCAUGCUCGCCAACUCUCCUCAGACUGUGCUGACCAAAAGCCUGCCUCCCGCCAACAUCAUGGGCCUGCCGCCUACACAGCCCACAACCAAGAAAAAGGGUGUGAAACGUAAGGCAGACACCACCACCCCCUCCACCAUGGGCUUGACUGUGGGCAUGUCAGGUGCAACACACAUGGUGGGCUUGGGGAAAGGAGGCCACGGGGGCCAGGUCCACGACACCUCCAUGCACACCAUCUCCAUGGGGGGCAUGGGCUUGGACAGCCAACCUGGAAUGGGCCUGGUCAGGAGCCCUGGAGGUCCCGUCCUGCUGCAGCCCAUGAUGGCAGGCGGCGGACGCAGAGUGGGCAGCGGACGCCCAAUUAAACCCCCCAAGAAGGACUUGCCUGAUUCUGUGCAGGCUCAGCCCUCCAGGAAGGGUAAACUGAGUCCUCAGCUGAGGUACUGCAGCGGGCUGCUGAAGGACAUGUUGUCUAAGAAACAUGCUGCGUACGCCUGGCCUUUCUACACGCCUGUGGAUGCAGCUGCACUGGGACUUCACGACUAUCAUGACAUUAUCAAGUGUCCCAUGGACCUCAGCACCAUCAAGAGGAAGAUGGACUGUCGUGAAUACAGGGAUGCUCAACAGUUUGCUAGCGAUGUCAGGCUCAUGUUCUCCAACUGUUACAAGUACAACCCCCCUGACCAUGAUGUUGUGGGCAUGGCACGGAAGCUGCAGGACGUGUUUGAGUUCCGUUUUGCCAAGAUGCCAGACGAAGCACCCAUGGAUCACACAGCCAUGUCAAUGAGUGGCCAUCCAACAUCCUCGUCCUCUUCUUCUUCCUCCUCCUCGUCCUCCUCUUCCUCCACCUCCGAGAGUGAGCCCAGCAGUGAGAGCGAAGAGAGCGAGAGCAGCCCCAACUCAGACAGCGAGGAGGAGCGAGCACACCGCCUGGCUGAGUUACAGGACCAGGUGUGCACUCAACUCAGAGCCAUGCACGAGCAGCUGGCUGCCCUCUCCCAAGGCCCCAUCAUUAAGCCCAAGAAGAAGAAAGAGAAGAAGGACAAAAAGGAGAAGAAGAAAAAGAAGAAGCUGGAGAAGCGAAGUCGGGUUGUCAGAAGCAGAGCUGGCUCUGAGGAAUGGAAAAUGCCCGGCAAGAUCCUGAAAACCAAGACUGCCAGAGCAGGUGGCUCCCAGCCCAAGAAGAGUCAGGGGAAGAAGAGUAACAAGAACAGCAAAACCACCAAGAAGCCAUUCUACCCCCCGCCCCCCGUUUCCAUGCUGCCACACUACGACUCUGAGGAAGAGGAGGAGAUCGUGCCCAUGUCCUACGACGAGAAACGCCAGCUGAGCCUCGACAUCAACAAGCUGCCGGGGGAGAAGCUGGGUCGCGUCGUCCACAUCAUUCAGUCCAGGGAGCCUUCGCUGAGGGACACAAACCCAGAGGAGAUCGAGAUCGACUUUGAAACCCUCAAACCCUCGACGCUGAAAGAGCUGGAGCGCUACGUCAUGACCUGUCUGAGGAAGAAGCCCCGUAAGCCUUACGGUGAACAAGCAGGUCCAGCAGGAAAGAAAGGCGGUGUUGCCAAGUCCAAAGAGGAGAUCACUCUGGAGAAGAGGAGGGAGCUGGAGAGGAGGCUGCAGGAUGUCAGUGGGCAGCUCAAUUCUGUCAAGAAACCAACGAAACCUAAAGUGGAGAAGCCCAGCGCUGCAGAGACUCACACUCAGCCCUCGCGCCUCAGCGGCAGCAGCUCCAGCUCCGACUCAUCUUCCUCCUCCUCUUCCUCCUCGUCCUCAGACACCAGUGAUUCAGACUCUGGUUGAGAUCCUUCGUACUGGCUGAGAGAGAAAACACUAAUAACUCAGGGACUUGGGCUGGCCCAGGACACAACACACCCUGAAAGAGCAGUGGGCUGAGAUAUUAGACACCAUGGCGAAAAAACACUCCAAGUGGACUCCUAAAAUGCUUUGAAUGUGGGACUGAGGGACGUGAAACAACGUCUCUGUGGAUAAUCGUAGAACCCAAACACUAAAUGCCUUGGUUUCCCCCUCUUCCCCUUUGUAAAUACUUGUACAAAUUUAUGUUUCUUUUAUAAAGAAGAAUUUUAUGGUGAUCCCCCAAAGAGGGAAGCGGAGUAAUUAAAAAAAAUGUUUAAAAAAAGGAUGUGGAAAGAUGGGCCUUACUCCAAAUCUGCUUUGGCUGGCCUUAUGCUGCGUCCUCUGUGGCGAGGGAAUGGAAGAGUGUUUAUUUAUUUGUUUUCUUCACCCACAUUUCCUCAGACGUUACUGGAAUUUGAACCAGCAACCUUUUUGGUCUCAAGCCUUGCUUUUCUAACAUCUGGCCUUCUGCCACACUUAAUUUUUAGAUCGACCCCUUAGACUCAGCCUUAAUCCUCCAGAUUGUUAAUAACAGUGAAGUUAUUUGGGAAAAUAAUACACUGCAACAGAGCUCUUAAGAUUUCUUUUCAUACUCACAGGAACUUUUGAGCAAACCUCCGGUAUCUGCCAUUUUUCAGGUGAAAAUUUCCAAGUUCUGAA